AUUCCAGAUUUUUCUUUACUUUUUUUUUAAUUUAUUUUUUUUAACAUGACCAAGUUUGAGCUCGUUGGCAAUCUUUAUUUAGAAAAUUACAAAUUGUAUGGAAGAAUUUGAUAAAUUAAAGAAGGCAGGUGCCUGAAAAAUAAAUCUUGGACACCUUAAUUGAGUCCAGAGUUAGGAAGCUCUGCUCCACCUACUUGACUAAUUAAAUAUCAGGUAUACGUAAUAAAUAAUGAAAUCUUAAUUGUUGUCAGUUAGACAAGAACGCAAAUUUAUUUAUUUUUUUUUGUUCAGUUAACACAAAAAAAAAUCUCAUUUUUAUCUGGAUUGAUUGUGUAGAUUCAAACUGCUUUAAGUUGUUGGGGAAACAACCUGACAAACGAAUAAUAAAAAAACUUCCUGUUUAUCCUCAGAACAAAUUCAAGAAAUUUCCAGAUGUAAAUGGAGAACUAGACAAAACUAGACAUUCACUCAGUUGUGGUCAAUGUCAGUUUGAUUUCUACAGCACUUUGGUCAGCCUUGUUGCUUUUUAAAGUACUUUACGGGUUGGUUUAAAACCACAUGAAACUACACAUUAAUAAAACAAAAUCAAACGAACAUAUUUGAAUAAAACAAGAUGAUGAUGAUGAUGAUAAUAAAGGGGAACACAACAUAAAAAGCCUGAUGGGACUUGAAUUUGACUUUGAACUUCAAUUAAAAGGCUGGAUUUAAAAGACUGCAUAAGCUACAGUACAAAUAUCAAGUGGCAGGUUAUUGCAUUAGUCUAGGGUCUGCAGCUGAGACUGAAUCGAGACUUCGGUUGCACUGAGAGCAUCUGGCUACAUGUUUUGGAGUUAUAUAGGUUGAGCGGCUUGACUAAAUAGAUGAAUGACAUAUUGUUUAAGACUUUAAAAGUAAGUCAGAAAGCAGCCAUCUCAGAUCUAUGUGAAAAGUGCCAUGUGCCACAAGGAUACAUGACCACAGCAUGGAGAUACUCUGAGAGAAUAUUCUGAGCCACUGUGAGAUUUCUCCCAAGGCCACCAAGGGGAGACAGAACUCAAAGUUAAUGUUUGUUCUGACACUGAUCCAAUGGAUCCACCACAGAAUCCACGGCAAGAAGCACUGAGUGGGAUUGCAGGUGUCAGCCAUUGCUUCACAUCUUUCCUUGUCGUGGGUUCCAGAGUCGUUUUCCAUCCCUGCCUUCUGUACAUGAAUGCAGUAGACGUCAUUAGGUGGAAGCUUCCACAGAGUAGAGUUACUCCGUGACACCAAAGAAGUUACAUAAGACCACUUUCCUAACGCACUUAUGUUGAAAAUUGAUAGGCACACUAAUGCACACAUGCAGACUCUUUCAAACUCUGGACGCAGCAUCACACCGUUGCAAUCUAAUGCUGCUAAAAUUAGGAUCAUAGUUCUCUACAGUCUUCACAGGAUUGUUGGCAACCUAACAGAGACUAUAUCUUGUGCAAUAAAUCCAUUAUGCUCUCCUGUGAAACCUGAUCCUGUUUAGUCAAGAGUUGCAUGAAGACACAGAUAUAAAUUUUCUUUUACACGCAGGCAUUGAAAUCCAGCAUUCACAGUCACACUCUGGGCUUUAGUAUCACAAACACAAAGUUACUGCAGUACAUCUACUUUACCAGGAUGCCACAGGUAGAUAUUCUCUCUUGUGACAAACUAAAGUUAGCCACACGUGUUUAAUUAAUUUGACUGACGAUAAAAGUUUGUGUAAGAUGAGCCAGGUAUGCAAACUUCAAUGCAAUGAUACAUUAACAUUUAAAUUCCCACCCCCUAAAAAUCUGUAAGCUGUGUAUCUGUCAGUCACCCCUUGAAUUAAGUGUCCAGAACUAUUAAACUGCAUUUCUAGACAUUUUAAAAGGGGAUAGAUGCUCUACUAACUACUUCAGCUACUAUGAAGUUCUGACCCUCAGCACUCAUGUGUAACCCCAUACAGUAGUGGGUAGCUAAACAACAGAUUGCCAGAUGCAGAUUUCAUUAUAUUCCAACUCCUGGAAGAAACCAGUAACUCUGGUGGAAAAGGGGGAUAAGCUGAUAAGUGGCAUAACUAUAUGCUUUGAUUUAUAAUGAAGUUAUCUGGCUAACUUUUGUAUGAAUAAAACGGAAAAAAAGAAAAAUGAGCAGCUGUGAAAAAUGUGAUGGGCCUCACCUCCCUCCCCCAGCCUGAGUGGGGUUGACCCUUGUGGGUGAGCUGCCGCUGGCCAUCAGUCUGCAGCAGCAGCCCUCUCACAUCCUCACCGCCCGGUAAGUCCCAGCUACAAAUAUUUUCUCUCCUCUCUCUGUUGAUUUCAGCAGCUCCUCAAUCACAUUUUAUUUAUUAACUUCUGCAAGAAAUCACGUGCAGCUGCUGCCUUGAUUUAGCAUUGGCGCAAGAAGAAAUAGUCCCUUAAUUUUAUCUCAGGCAGGUUUGACCCAGGGAGUGUAAAUCACCGAGGUCACGUGUUUUACAUAGCUAUAAUAUUCUUGUCCACUCAUAUACCUGCUGUGUUUUGUUUUUUCUUUCUUUAACACGUGAGCUCAAACACAAAACACUGUUAUAAAGAGCAGCCAGCGUGCCACAGAAACAACGUGUGGAUUUAAAAACUGUACUUUGUUCCCAAUAAUAAUAAUAAUAAUAGUAAAGCACAUCAAUACGUUUCAGUACAUCUUUAGUCCUCUAAAUUAAUACAAGUUAAAAUAAAUAGUGGACAUGUCCUUUGAGUCGAGCACCCUCAUGAAUGUGUUUAGAAAUAUUAAGCUUACAGUGUUGUCCAGCAUGUCAUCCCCGAGUAAUGCAGUGAAAAAUCCACUGUUCUUUAAAUUCCAGGAUUUUUAUUUGUUGUAUUUAUUUAUCCUUAUCAGUUUAUCCCUUCGGAGCCGUAGGAUACCAGCCUUAGCCUGCAUUUAAACUUACAACUUCAAAAUUAAAUUAGAUUAGAGUAGAUUAGAAGAAAUGUGUGUCCACGUGUUGAUCUUUUUUGCUUUAUAAAAUUCAGAGCUAAUGCCUCCUUUGGCAAUGAACAUUUAGUUACUAUCUUGUUGUUUACGACUUUUGCAGGUGUUUAUUAUUUAAGUGAGACUCUCAGGAUGGUUAAAACAGCUGAUAACUAUGCUGAUUUUAGGAUUAUUGCUUCAAAAAGUGAUUUGCAUCCAGCAGGUAUUCAAGAGGUGGAAACCUUAACACCACUUCAAAGCGAUCCUUAUCACCAUACUGAUCAGUCUGUGCCUUUAGUAAAGUAACAGCGUUUCUCUUUCAUGUAUAAAAUUCUGUGUUUUUGGUUGCAGCAGAGGAUGAUGGAGAAAACCAGCCACAUCAACAUUGCAAUGAUAGAAGACAUCGCUACUAACGGGAUGGCCGUGUCAAAGGUCGGCACGGGCGUGGACGGGACGAAACAGCGGUGCGGUUCCACCGUGAGCUUCCACAACAUCCAGUACAAAGUGCAGCAGCAGAGCGGCUUCCUCUGCAAAAGAAAGAUCCUCUCCAAGGAAAUACUGGUGGACCUCAAUGGGAUUAUGAGACCUGGUCUGAAUGCUAUUCUUGGACCUACUGGAAGUGGAAAAUCUUCAUUCUUGGAUAUUCUGGCUGCGAGGAAGGAUCCCGCAGGUCUCUCGGGUGAAGUUCUCAUUGAUGGAGCCCCACAGCCUCCAAACUUUAAGUGCCUCUCUGGCUAUGUCGUCCAGGAAGAUGUGGUCAUGGGCACCCUGACCGUGAGGGAGAAUCUGCGUUUUUCUGCCGCUCUGCGACUGCACGUCUCCGUGCCUCAGGUCGAGAAGGAGGCUCGAGUCAAUCACCUCAUUAAAGAACUGGGUCUCACCGAAGUGGCUGACUCCAAGGUGGGCACGCAGAUGACCCGAGGAAUCUCAGGAGGAGAGAGAAAGAGGACAAACAUCGGCAUGGAGCUGAUCAUCGAUCCUGCUGUCCUAUUUCUGGAUGAACCGACCACCGGGCUAGACGCAAGCACUGCUAACUCUGUCCUGCUACUGCUGAAAAGAAUGGCGAGUCAUGGUAGAACCAUAAUUAUGUCCAUCCACCAACCUCGCUACUCCAUCUACAGACUGUUUGACACUCUCACACUGUUGGUCGGUGGUAAAAUGGUGUACCACGGACCAGCACCAAACGCUUUGGACUACUUUGCCAACAUCGGCUAUGCCUGCGAGGCCCACAACAACCCAGCUGACUUCUUUUUGGAUGUGAUUAACGGAGACUUCACCGCCACAGCAAUGACCAAAGUGCACGGCUCUGAAGAUUUGGACUUCAAGGAGCUCAGUAGCUCCAGGCAGAGCAUCGAGGAGCGCCUGGUGGAUGAGUACAGGAACAGCGGUUACUCCAGCAACACACGAGCCGAACUGGAACGCAUUGUUAAAGAUAAGCGCUGUGGGUCCCUCCCAAAGUCCCGCACCAUCACCUACAACAGCUCGUUCUUUCACCAGCUACGAUGGGUCCUUCACAGAACAUUUCAGAACCUCAUGUUGAACCCCCAAACAUCUGUGGCCCAGCUGGGAGUCAACGUUUUCCUCGCUCUCAUCGUGGGAGCCAUUUUCUUUGGGGUCAAAGAUGAUCUGAGUGGUAUUCAGAACAGGAUGGGCGCCCUCUUCUUCAUCACUACCAACCAGUGUUUCAGUACUGUGUCUGCUGCCGAGCUCUUCAUCACUGAGAGGAAACUCUUUGUGCACGAGUACAUCAGCGGCUACUACAGAGUGUCUGUCUACUUCCUUUCUAAGAUCCUGUCUGAUAUCGCUCUGCGCACCGUCACCUCUGUUAUCUUCAGCUGUGUUGUCUAUUUUUUGAUUGGGCUCAAAUCCACAGCAGAAGCCUUUUUUGUCUUCAUGCUGACGGUGACUCUGGUGGCUUACACAGCCACAGCCAUGACCAUGGCCAUCUCAGCUGACCAGAGUGUCGUGGCUCUUGCCAACAUCCUCAUGACCAUCACCUUUGUCUUCAUGAUGAUUUUUUCAGGACUCCUGGUGAAUCUACCCAGCACCAAAGACUGGUUGGCUUGGCUGAAGUACUUUAGUAUUCCUCGUUAUGGUCUUGCAGCCUUGAAGAUAAACGAAUUUGUGGGUCUGAGGUUCUGCGAAGAGGUUGUAAUCCGAAACAGCAACAUGUCAGCUAUGACAGCCAACUGCACUGUGAAAACAGCUGGCCAGACAUGCACAGGAGAGCAGUAUCUGGAGUACCUGGGCAUAGACUACACCUGCUGGGGUCUGUGGGAGAAUCAUGUAGCUUUGACUGUUAUGAUGAUCAUAUUUCUCAUCAUUGCCUAUCUGAAGCUUCGCUUCAUCAAGAAAUUUACUUAAUGCGUUAUCUGUUUUUUACUUUAAUGUACCAGCACUGAUAGAUCUUGUGCUCAGAAAUAGCACAAUUAAAGCUACAUUUAUAUAUUGGGGGAUUAGUUUUAUUUUACACUGCCCUCAUAUCUUUAGCAUAUAAUGAAGCCAAAAGAAAGUUAGAGUACAAGUGCAAAUACUGAAAUAAAAAGCUGAAAGCAGCCGAAAACAGCUAGCUAAACUUUUCUAGAGUUCACGUUUUUACCAUUAGUCUCCCUGUAAAGCUCAUAAAAUCUUAUUGUGUGUUGUGUUCAGCUGCUCAUUAACCCUUUUACGCAUAGUGGUCACUACAGUGGACAGCUAUUCAAACACUGUUUUCUUGUAUUCAUAUCAGUGUUGAUGGUACACUUGCACAUAAACCACUACAUUGGACACUGAUGUGUCACUCCAUACCCUGCCGCUCACUCUAAAGGUGAUGUUGUCAUGUAAAAAACUAUUUGAAAAAUACACGUUUAAAAAAUGAA
Messenger RNA from Haplochromis burtoni (Burton's mouthbrooder), 5762 nucleotides. RefSeq names its product ATP-binding cassette, sub-family G (WHITE), member 2d (gene abcg2d). Bases 3226 to 5268 code for a protein of 680 amino acids. The transcript is spliced from 15 exons. The record is from RefSeq and is a predicted model, not a curated record. Gene Ontology annotation, cellular component: plasma membrane. Lineage: Eukaryota; Metazoa; Chordata; Actinopteri; Cichliformes; Cichlidae. Gene Ontology annotation, molecular function: ATP hydrolysis activity; ATP binding; ABC-type transporter activity.